GAGCUACUUGCACACAGAUGGAGUUAGCUCGUUCUGUGUCUCCCACAAACUAUACUGAUCCCUUGGACUCCAGGAAAAACUCCCUAUCAGAUCCUUGGUGCUGAGGGACGGGAGUGCAGGGGUCUGGGUGUGGGUGGUUGGGCCAGUUAUCAGUCAGAGAAGGCGAUCCCAUGGAGGCUUGUGGUAUCUCUCUGCAUCCUCCGACCCUUUCUGCUGUAUUGCGUCAGCAGUCAUCAGCAGAGAGUGCCACAGAUACAUCCACAACUCUUCACCCUCAAUCAUCUAGUGAUAGUGACAAACGGGCUUCUAGCCUCGACCCUCAGUCAUCGUACGACAGUGUCAGUGAUUAUCCAACAUCGGACACUGAUGAUCUAUCUUGUAAUGUUUAUAAUUUCUAUCCCAGAGGAUGGGCAGUGUCUGGCCAGCAAGUUGUGUCGGGACAGCCACUGUCAGUCCGGGGAGUCCUCAACCAGCUGGAAGGCAAACAGUACAGGAAACCGUGUUCCAUAGUGUCUAAUCCUAUGGAAGAUUUAUGGCAGGAGUCCGACGAGAAAACGAAAGUUGUGGAUGCAGGCAAUGUCUAUCAACACGGAACCUUGAGAUGCAUGAAUGGACCUGCUGGAUUUUCCAGAAGGAGUGAGACACUGUUGAAAGUUCGGAGGGGUUCGUCAGAAUGUAGUUAUCCAUAUCGGUGUGUCCCUGGGAAGGUAAUUUGCCAGAACAUACAGUAUUCAGUGCCUGGCAAAGCUGAACAGGAGAUUGUGAAAGAGGCAGCUGAGUAUUAUCAGAGAGCAGUUUCUUCUGCUCAAGAACGCAGAGAAUGGGCCAAGAAAAGUUUUAGUUCAACUAGUGAGGAUGAUGGGCCACCAAGUAAAUUCUCAUUCUCUGACACUAAAGAAAAAGCAGUUGUUACACAAGAACCCAGGAGACACCCUGUGAGAAUUAGUAGUGAAGCUGAUCUAAGUAGAGCUACAAAUAUAAUAAAAGAAAAUCUUGCAAACAUUGUUGAAAAUUAUCUAGUAAAACAUGGCAGUUCUGAAUAUCACCACCUUAUUCCAAAGGCUAAAGGUAAUGGUGAUAGAAGUGUUGAGGCAGAUACCCAUAAUGGUAGUCAGGGUGUAAAUGUGAAUGUCAGAGACAAGGUCAUUCAUACAACAACAUCCAGGGUCCUAAAUGACCAAUAUGAGGUUACCAAGACACAAGAUGUGCAACAGAUCAGUAUAUCCAUAAGCUUUGAAGAUGAUGAAAAGUUAGUCACUGAAAUUAUUGGAGGGUGUGAUGAAGGUCGUGUGUCAGUUAUUGAUACAAAGAAGGCUCCAGUACAGGGCUUCAGUGAGGAAGAAGUAAGUAAUUAUUUUGCAAAACAAGAAGAAAGCCCUGAUAAAUCAAUGGAAGAAGAUCAGUCUCCAGUUCUCUCUCCAGUAAGUGGGAAAAGUGCAAGUAAAUCCUCAGGAAGAAGUGAAAAGAAAUUAGUGAAGAGUGAGGAACUUCUGCCACCUACUAUGAAGCGUGAAAGUUGUAUUGAUAUUCCAAAUAAUGAUGACGAAUUCAGAAGUGUCACAAGGUUUGAGGACCAGAGCAUUCAAGAAAGAGCUUGGCUGGAAAAGGAGGAAUUGCCAGGCUCUCUUAUUGUAAAGAGUGAGGCAGUCAUCAACAUUUCUGAAACAUUUAUUGGAAAUGGAAACCUUGAUGAACCUAGCAGAACUAAUGAGAAGAUGCUGGAAAUGCUCCAACUCCACAAAAAUGGUGUAAUGGAAGAUUCCCACACAAAGGAAGAAGAUACCUCAGAGAAGCUAAUUGACUUAGAAACAGAAAGUGGAAUAAGAGAAAAGGAGCCAGCUGAAGUGAACAAAAUUGCUGAUGAGUCACCAAUUUUGAAAGAGAGUUCACAGAUCACUGAAUCACUUGAAACAGAGGAAAAAGUUAGCAGUCCUACUACUGAAGAAAAAGUAUAUCCAACAGAUACUGACUCCAUAUCAGUUGAGAACAUGGAUUCAUACAGAGUCAAAGAUAUUAAUAAGCCACUGGCAGGUAAUGAUAACAAGUAUUCUGAUAUACCCAUUAUUUUAGACAGUGCCCAGGAGAACAUAGCUGUUAGUGAAAAGAAAAAUCAUAAACUUUCACUUAUUAGUGAAGUUGAAGAAAAUGGGGAUGGCAACCAUUUAGAGGUCCAAGAGAAAGGCCAGGUUGAUGAAGUGAGUGAUGACGAUAGUUCACAGAAACCAAGAUGUCUCAAAGAUAUACACAAACUGAAUACAAAAUCCAGCACCACUAGUGAAAGUUCAUUUGAAUCUCUUCCAUACAGAAUGCUUUCAUCUCAGCCAGAUAGCCUGAAUGAUGAUUUAGGACUGGUUAUAGAACUGACUAGUGCACCAAUAGAUUCAGAAAAGGCUUUAGCUGCAAAACGUGAGUUGAUCAGGCAAGAGCGAAUGGCUGCAAUGUCCCUUAUGAGUGGAACACUGUUAGAAUCAAGGGAUGAAAUAAGAUCUGAAGCCAUCUUUGAGAAAGGGUCUGAGUUUGAUCCUGUUGAUGUAGAAAAGUGUACUGAUGUGGAUGCAGUCCAUGGGGAGGAGAAUAUUGAAGUGAAUGCCAUGGCAGCAGCAGCUUCAACACAGGAAGAAGAUAGAGAAAGUUACCCUAGCUCCUUGUUUGAUUCUGGUGUGGAUAUAGCAAUGCAUGAACAUGUGAGCAGCAUAAAUUCAUCCCUUUGCAAGUCACUGGUCAGUCCAGUAGAAUCUGCAGCAGAGUCAGGUUUCUCAAGUUUGAAGGAACCUCUUGUACCAGAGGGAGCCAUGGUGGAAGAUAGCGGGCCAGGUGAGCACAGGGGAGUUUGCUUAAGUAAAUCAAAAGAUAGUCUUGAUCUCACUGACACGGAUAAGUUCCCUGGUACGGAUACCCUCUCAGAUGACAUGGAAACACUCUCUUCAAAUGCUGGUGAUAUUACCCUUGUGGAGAGUGGCCCUGUCUCUAAGGAAGGAUCUGCAAGAGGAAGCGUCUCCGAUGGCAUUUAUCAAGACAACGGAUACUUGAGAUAUGGCUCGGAAUCAUCUCAUCUAGAUCUAGAUUCAGUUGGAAUUCCUAAUACAUAUCUUAAAGGUUCACAUUAUGAGACUGCAGCAGGUGUUGAGGAUAUAUCAGGAAGGGAUGAAUUAUCUCCAAAGGCUGGAGGAGAAAAGUUGACUCAGCAAAAUCUGAUGAGACAUGCAGAGAAGACCUCUAUAUCAACAGAUAUUGUAGAUUAUUGCAAUAGGUUGCAGAAACUUUCAAUGGAUUAUGAUAAAGCUAGUACAUCAGAGAAAUUUGAUCAAAAGUCUGCUAAAUAUUUGCCAGAGGAAAGUGAAGCAUCAAAGAGAAAGACCAGUGAGUCCAUUUCAUCAGAAGAUACAGUUAUAUCGAAAGUGUCUGCUGAGGAACAAAAUAAUAAGAUUCAGUCACAAGGAUCACAGGAAGACCAAAUGGAGCUCCCAGAGAGCCUUCAGGAAUGUUCAGAAUAUGAGGAUAUCAGCAAGACAGGAGACUUUGACAAAGGGAAGGAAAAUGGGGAGCCAUGCAAGUCUCCCAUAAGUCACAUUGGAAUGAACAAUAGAAUUAGUGUCAGCAGCGGUGAAGGAGUAGAACACAAAGAUAAAGAUUCUGCUAUUGCACCUGCAGUAUCAUCAGGAGCUGACCAACCUUGUGAUACUGCAAUUGAGGGUAAAUCAGGGGAGAAUGAGGGACUGUCAGAUGUGAUGAACAGGGUAGACUCAACAGAGCUGAAAGGUGAUGAAUCAUUGUGCAGAGAAGAUAUUAAUGGAAGUUCACUUACUGGUUCAGUUGAAAGAAAACAGUCUUCAGUAGGACACAAAUCUAGAGGAUCCACACUGACAUCAUCCACCAGUCAGUCUGAAGAGAUCCCUAGAGAUGUCAGUGCAGCUGAAAAAGUUCCUAGCCAAGAAAUUGAUUCUCCAAAGGAAUCUACGACAAAACAGAGCCAUCAGUCAGAGAAGACCUCCAUAUCUGGUGCAGAGGAGAAGGAGAGCAGCAGUCAGCCAGUUCCUACGUCUGAAGCAGAAAAGAGCAGAAAGUCUAACAAGUCAAAGAGUGAUGUAAGUGACAAAUCGAGUCCAAAUGCUCGGGAAACAUGUAGCAAUUCAGACAGACCAAGCCGGCACUCAAGCAGAAGUGGAGUUUCUGACUUGGAGGAUGAAGUCUUCCUUCCACCCAGUGAAAACUACAUCUUUGACGGUAGACCUGUAAUUUAUUGUCCCAAAAUAGAUAUGGCUGAUCAAAUAGGAAUUGAACACCCACAGGUUGCUAUGAGUGUAUUUGCAGUCAUUCCAUCCAAGGAAAUUAAAAGUGGAAAAGAUGGCCGAUGGGAAGAGCAUAUGGGCAAAGGGAGUGUAUUUAAGAUGGCUGAUUAUUAUGCAGCACAAGAUAGCCAAAUUCAGAAGGAAGAGAAAGAUAAACCUCUUGUUGUAUCAGAAUUUAGGAAGAUAUCAGAGGGAUUCACUGUGGCAGAAGACAAUGUUCUGAUAGAAGAAGAACAGCCCAAAGCUCCAGUUGAAUCUGAUACCGGUGAUGAAAAUGUUGAGUGGAAGAACAAGAAUGCAGAGAGUAAAGCUCCACUGAGAUGCACAGGAGGUGCCCCAUUAACAGAUGAUUAUACUCACAUAGAAGAUGAGAUGGAGCCAAUAACAGCUGUUCAAGAAGAAUUGAAAGCCACUAAGACAGAUAAUGAAGGAUGGGUACCAUCAAAAGAGUCAAUAAAUGUAAAGAAAACUGAUAAUGGGACUUUGGGUGAAGCCAAGGUAGAAAAGGUAAGUGAUACUAAAAGUUCAUGCAAGCCCACAAGAGUGAUUCAUCCAGCAGUGAGAUCAAAGAGAGCAGAUGAUAGCGUUCAAAACAAACAGAAAAAUGUUGAAGAGAUACAUGGUCCACAGACUGUCCUGAAGUCUGGAGUAUCAGAUACGGAGAGCAGAAGUCAUAAAGAAUCUGCUAUUUAUGAUGAUCGGGUUAGGUCAUAUGAUAGUGAAUGGGUGAUUGCAGCAGAUGGACAUACCAUUAUUAAUCCUGUUUUUCAAGAAUCUCCUAUAUCCCCAUUCACAACUCAAACUAACAAUUUGAUAGAGGAGUCUCAGAAGCCUUCAGAUUAUAGAGUUUUUGAUUUAAGUAAACCACCCUUAGAUGACACUGUUGACCAUUCCAAACCAAAGCUUGCGCGAAUGGCCAACUUGGAGAGGUCUGACACAGCUAUAGCCAUACAGAGAGUAUCAGAGAUGGAGGUGCUUCCAGUCAAUAAAGUGGCAAUAAAGAUUUUAGAUAAUGAUGAAAGUGUACCACAGUCCCCAGUUUUGUCUCCACUUUCUCCAAGAACUACUGGUAAGACAAACUCGUCAUUUUCAGGUGCCAAGGAAGCUGUGGCUGCUGAGGAAACGAUUACACGAAGAAGAACAGGUUCAGAUGCAAAUGAUCACACCACUGGCGACAAGGCAAACGAGAAGCGCAUAAUUACCUCAAAGAGGGAAGGCAAAGUUUUCGAUUUUGACAAAGUUCCUGACCUGGAAGAAUGUAAAUCACAAGGAACAGGAUCUCUGAAGUCUAAAGAGAGUGAGGAGAGCGAAAUCAGCAAUGUAACCUCAAAUGAAGAAUAUUCUGCCAAAUCUGAACCAGAGAUGAAGACAGAGGGAAAUGAGAGACUCUCCACUCUGACUCUCGAUGAACAAAGAUCAGUUUCCAAAGGGGACAUAAGGGGUGGUUGGGCUGUAGGUGGGUCCCUGGAGUGCUUGGAGAGAACCAGCUCCAGCAAGGAAGGUAAAGGGCAUCAUCAAGGAUCUAUAUCAAGUGCCAAGUCAGAAGACCUGGGUAUGAAGUGUGAGAAAGUGAGUUUGAAGUCACAGGGCUCUUUGGACAAAUUUCCCCAUUUUGACCAGAUCAGUGCACAGCAGAAGGCAAGGGGGGCUCGGAAGAAAGUCCUUUCUGUUGACACUGAGGGUAAAGACAAGCUGGGGAAGGAGAAAAGCAAGGAAAUGCAUAGGAGUGCAACACUUCCGGUGGGGUCCUUGUCAAUUAAAAAGGAAGAUAAGAAAAAAGAAAAAGAUGAAAAGGUUAAAAAGAAGAAGAAAGAGAAGGAAGUGGGGGUUGUUGAAAAAAAAUCAGCAAUGUCAUCUCUAAAGGGGUUGCUAAAGAGGAGCAAACCAAAAGAAAAAGAGAAAGAGAAAGAGAAGGAUAAGGAUAAAGAUAAAGAUUCUUCAUCCCAAGAGAAGCUUUCCUCUCCCUCUCUGUUCAGAAAGUUUGAGAGGAAGAGUCGAAGCAACACACAUUCUCCGCUGCUGGAUGACAAGAAGCAUACCAGUCAAGGUAAAGUUGCAAGUAGCACGCAGCAGCGUGAUGUAGAUAAGGUAAAACAUAGUCCUGUAGCAGCUAAUGGCAAAACGCGUCCAGUAAUCAGUGGCCCUGUAGAUGUACGUCCACUAAGCAGCCCAGCAGAGAUUGGUUCAUCAUGUAGAAGCAGUUCUGUAGUGGGUGCUUCCGGCUCAGAAAGUGAAAGCCCUGCUAGUAGCCACCACUCCUCUCCAAAACGCAUUGUAAAUCACACUCGUAAGACUAGCAUGGGUAAUCAACCAUCCCCACGAUUGUAUAGACACGUCCUUACAAGAAACCUCUCCAGCAGUCAGGAAUCGGUAGACAAUCCCAUGCUCUCGUCAAGUCACUCUUCACCUCAGACGUCACCCCAUACCUCUCCAAAAAGAAGGCUUGUACCUGCUUCAGCAUCCUCAUAUAGUCUUCCUGCCAGUCGUGACAUGAGCCCUCCUGCCCCUGUUAUGGGGACAAGAGCCCUCAGAGGUUCUAACAACAGCUUUUCAGUAACAAUUGGCUUCAAACCCACAGUUGAAAAACAUAGCAGAACCAUGAGUGAAGGAGCUGACCUUAACAAAGUAGCAGUAUCUCCUGUAUGUAAGCGGAAAGAAGGGUCGGGUAUUUUGACACAACUUAAUAAACGUUCAUCUUCAAUGGAGAUUCUUGUGUUUGGGAAAAUCAGGGAACACUGUUCAGAAGGGGGUAAAUCUCCUGGUGGAAGCCCCUUCUCUCGAGAGGGGAGCUUCCGUUUGCACAGGGAAAUAUCUGUUGAAACAUUGUUUGAGCUUCCCGAGACUAGUCCCAGAUCAAGCAGGACACAAGAAGAAUACCAGGAGUACCUGAAUGAGGUGCAGGCCAGGAAUGACUCACAACAUGGGUCUUCAUGGAGUCUAUUUGAAGAGUCGGAAAUGGAGGCGCAGCAUAGAGCCACGCCAAAGAGGAGGAGUUCACACCAUACUUCCAUGGGUAAAAAAUUGAGUUUACCACAUAAUAUGCAUCUUUCAGGUUUACGAGAGACUGCAUCAUCAAAUCCUAAUCUGCAACGCUGUGGUUCACCGUUUGUCCGUGGUGUGUCACACAGUUCAAGCUUCACCUCCAGCCCCUUUAGACGUCCCCACUCUUCCACUGCUGUGUUUUCACCAGCAAAGAGAGUUAUCUCCUCAGUUUCAGGUUUGUCUCCACCUGGGGAAUCCAGUCCUGGUAUGCCCCUGAUGCGUGUGGAGGAGGAAGGGCCUUGCCGGAAGAACUUAGAUGUCGAUACAGGGAAGCCACCCAAUGUCCUUGUGUAUGCAGCCAAUAAAGCAGAUUAUUUUGAGGCUGUCAGGGAUACGCUUGUCAAUUGCCUUAAUCAGGAUAGAUACACUGUCUAUCAACUGACAGAUGAAAUGGCAUUCAAGUCCCCAUGGGCAGGAAGUACUACAUUGUUAGUAGUCUGCGGUGAUGUCCCUGCUCAUGUGUCAACAGUUUUCAUCAGGUAUCUACUACAAGGAGGCCGUGUUCUCUCCAUCUGCUCUGAUUUCCUCAAUGUUGCGGUGCCUCUCUUUGGUAAGUGGUUUAGGGGGAGGGUUCAAUCUUCUUAUUGUCUUACUCAGAGCCUGAAGCAGAGUAGCAUGGUCCUGAAUAAGUGUGUUACCUGUAUUCAUGCUUUAGUCGCUCGUAAGUGUGAUGGUCAGAGCUUCCUUCGUUUUCUAAAAGCUUGCAGUUGCAGAUCCACACUCUCCAACCUCAUCGUUUUUUGCUGCUCCUCAAUAGCUGAGGAAAAAGUAUAUGAGGUUGGAAGUGCA
Molecule: messenger RNA, 8120 nt
Organism: Penaeus indicus
Lineage: Eukaryota; Metazoa; Arthropoda; Malacostraca; Decapoda; Penaeidae
Exons: 8
Source: RefSeq, a predicted model, not a curated record